This is a messenger RNA of Acaulospora morrowiae, 1614 nucleotides long. The record is from the annotation of a GenBank genome assembly. Lineage: Eukaryota; Fungi; Glomeromycota; Glomeromycetes; Diversisporales; Acaulosporaceae.
AUGAAGUAUCGUUCAACAAGAGGUUCGCCCAAACUUCUCUCUUUCUCAGAGGUGGUCUUGACAGGCCUAGCAGAAGACGGUGGCCUUUUCAUUCCACAAACCAUUCCAACCCUUCCUCGAAACUGGCGCUCGGAGUGGUCGAAACACUCCUUUAAUUCGUUAGCUCUGGAAAUUUUUUCUCUUUAUAUAUCCGAAAACGAAAUUCCUCGCGCUGAUUUAGAGUCAUUAAUCGACAAAUCCUAUUCGGUCUUCAGGAAUGAAAAAGUUACACCCUUAAAGAAAAUUAAAGAAAGAUUUUACAUUUUAGAAUUAUUUCAUGGUCCUACCUUUGCUUUUAAAGAUGUGGCAUUACAAUUUUUGGGGAAUUUGUUUGAAUAUUUAUUGGAGAGAAAGAAUAGAGAGAAUGUGUUGGAUGGAAAAGGUCGGAACGAUAGAAUUACAGUUCUCGGUGCCACCAGCGGUGAUACUGGAAGCGCAGCAAUUUAUGGGCUAAGAGGCAAGAAGGACAUCUCAGUGUUCAUCCUUCAUCCUCGAGGAAAGGUAUCAUCUGUUCAGGAAGCUCAAAUGACGACAGUCUUGGAUGAGAACGUUCAUAAUUUGGCAGUUGAAGGGACUUUCGAUGACUGCCAGGCUAUCGUUAAAACUCUUUUUUCCGAUGUUCCAUUCAACAAAAAAAACAAUUUGGGAGCUAUUAAUUCUAUAAAUUGGGCAAGAAUUUUGGCACAAAUCGUAUAUUACUUUCAUUCGUAUUUUCAAUUCUUGUCACUGUUGAAUAUUUCUCCAGAUUCUUCUGAAUCUUCUAAUAUUCGUCUCCAAUACGUCGUACCAACGGGUAAUUUUGGUGAUGUGUUGGCAGGAUAUUAUGCUAAGCGCAUGGGAUUACCUAUUGAAAAAUUGGUUGUGGCUACUAAUUCGAAUGACAUCCUGGAUAGAUUUUUCAAAUCUGGCAGAUACGAAAAAGUGUCUGGCGAAAAUGGUCGACACGUAGUACAUGAAACCCUAAGUCCUGCGAUGGAUAUAGUUGUUUCUAGUAAUUUUGAAAGAUUGUUAUGGUAUUUGGCAUAUGAGACUAUUGACAACAGUAAUGAGUCAGAGGUGUCUAGUAAGGAAGAAAUGAGAUCAAAUCUUGCCGGUUCAAUUGUAAACAAAUGGAUGAAUGACUUAAAAACGGAACAUCGUUUGAUCGUCGAUAAAGCUCAAUUGGAAGUAGCUUUACGUGAUUUCAGGAGCGCUCGAGUUUCUGAUCAAGAAACCAUGGACACAAUCAGUCGUCUUUAUUCACCAGAUGCCGAAAACCAAGUUUCUUAUGUUUUGGAUCCGCACACGGCAAUUGGUGUGACGGUCGCCGAAAAUCAGAUUAUAUCAGAAAAUACCCAUCAGAUUUGUCUUGCCACGGCACAUCCGGCAAAAUUUUCGUCGGCAGUCGAGGAGUCUCUAAAAAAUUUCAAAGAAUUUGAAUUCAAACAGAUCUUGCCUAAAGAGUUUAUUGGACUUUUGGAAAAAAAGAAAAAAGUUAUAUAUGUUGAACGGGCAGAUCCUGAACUGGUUAAACAAAUUGUUGAUAAAGAAUUAGAAAUUGAACUUAGUCAGAUGUCUUCGAAAACCAAUGUGUAA